AAGAUAGUUACUAAUAAUUUUUAAAAAUGAAUGUUACAUAUAAGCAAAGAGAAAUUUUAUUAACGUAUAUGGAAUCCCAUCGUGAAUUAUUACAAGGACGAUUAAGCAGUAAAUCGGAAAGCCGCAGGACAAUGAAAGAUAUGUGGGAUGACCUAGCGAACAUCUUGAAUAGUUCUGCUGAAGGUCCCAAAAAGAAUUCUGAAGAAUGGAGAAAAAGCUGGAAUGACUGGCGAAUGAAUGUUCUCAAAAAGGAGACGAAAAGAAGAAAUCAUUCGAGGGGUACAGGUGGUGGUUCUCCUAUGAAAGUUAACUUCACUGACAUUGAAGAAAAGCUAUUGGAGUUACUGACACCCGAAGCUGCCGGAAUUGAGAAUGUGCCUCAGGGAGGAAUUCCUUUAAAGAAGCCACGCAAUGAGCAGAGUUUUAUGAAGGAUUCGCACAGACAUUUACAAUCAACAAGUGUUUGGGAAUUGGAGAAUACAUCUGUUGAAACACAACCGUUUCAAGACAUUCAAAGUGAUGAACUGCAAUUUAUCGGAGAUUAUGAGCCUGUAUUCAACGAAGGAGUCUACACAUUAAGUUCUGCAGAUAAAAAUAAACAUUCUUCAAUCAUAGAAACUACAAAUUGCAGCUCAGAUAAUGAAGCUGAUAAGGAGAAUAUAAAUGCUGGAAAAUCUAAUAAAUUACUUGCGAAAAAACGAAAAAUAAUAUCACCUGUACCUGUACCUUCGCAUACUACUUCUUCAUCAAAAUCUCUUACUGGUAUGUCCACACAAAUGUUAAAAGUGCAAGAAGAAAAAUUGUUAUUAAAACAACAAGAAUUACAAACUAAACGGAAUAUGCUUGCAACACAACAGGAAAUAUUACAAGAAAUGAGGAACAUGAACUCAAACAUACAGGUUCUGUUUGAAAAUUUGUUUUCCUCAGUGUUACAAAAUGAAUAAAACGCAUGGAACGGUGCUGGUAUAAAUCAAAAAGGCUGUAAUACAUUCUACAUAUGUGUGAUUUAUUUAGAAAUGUACUAUAUAAACGAGCUGUAAUUUUGGUAUAAGUGUUGUUAAGAUUGCUACCGUAGGAUUUUUAUAAAUUCAGUUAGAAUUUUUAUUUUUUUCUGUUGAUAACUCAUUUUGAUUAGG
Molecule: messenger RNA, 1136 nt
Organism: Cyphomyrmex costatus
Lineage: Eukaryota; Metazoa; Arthropoda; Insecta; Hymenoptera; Formicidae
Exons: 5
Coding region: 27-944 (305 amino acids)
Cellular component (GO): nucleus
Source: RefSeq, a predicted model, not a curated record